AUGAAAGUCAUUUUCAUGGCCCAGGCUGUCCUCUUGUUAUGGGCCAUAGUUCCUGCUGCCGACGGAGGCAUCGACGCAUCGAUCCCCGUCGGGAGUGCUGUGUCCAGUUACAACAUCGCAGACGUGAGCUUACCCAACAGGUUUCUGCCGGGGCCACAGUACUGUCCGGACACUGGACGAACGCUGUGUACGCACGUCGACCACUAUCCAGCGGAGCGUAUCUACGACGUGCUCAUGUCGAGCAGAUCGAAACACUUCAACUUGUCGUCGCUGUUCGUGGACGAACGUCAAGGAGACGCGGAACCCAACAUCGUCGACAACUUUCCCAUUGUCCUUCCUCCAGCCUUCGACCAUCACAAGAGAAUCUGUCGCGCGGCGGCGGUGGUGAAGGUGAAGGAGCUCGCCGUUCUCGACCUCACAGAGACAAUCCUAAAUUGCACCGAGAGAAGCAUAUCCCGUCAGACCUUGCCUAUAACGUGCGGUACACACAUGCGCCCCCUAUACGAUAUAUACAUUCUGUCCAUUGAGAGUAUCCUGUGCUGUAGAGGCCUGGCGAAACAAGCGACGGAAAACGUGGAACAAGCCUGUCCCUUCCGCGUCAGGUACAUCCCAGUGAGGGCGGCACUCAACGACAGGUCCCAAUGGAAGUUCAUCGUCAACGUACCGGAGAGGGACGUCCGGGUCACUCAAUUCAUACGCGUCGAAGUUUGCGAGUACCCUGACGAGCCGUGCUCGAGCACCAUCAGCCUGCCUCACGGCUACGUCAGCAAGUGCCGACAGAAGUACCUCAAGAAGAAACUCCUGUCCCUGGACGCUGACGGCGGCGGAACAUCGGAAGAAGACUUCUUCGUGCCUUCCUGCUGCGUCUGUGAACUCAUCAGAGAAGACACCAAGAAGUAGACACCUGUGAUUUACUCUUAUAUCCUGACGCAUACGAUUUCGUCUUGACGGAUAAACUGAAGCUCUGCGUUGGAGUGUUAGCUCUUUACGCCUAUA
Messenger RNA from Ornithodoros turicata, 996 nucleotides. RefSeq lists its product as uncharacterized. Gene Ontology annotation, cellular component: extracellular region. Gene Ontology annotation, molecular function: growth factor activity; Toll binding. The record is from RefSeq and is a predicted model, not a curated record. The transcript is spliced from 6 exons. Lineage: Eukaryota; Metazoa; Arthropoda; Arachnida; Ixodida; Argasidae. The coding region runs from base 1 to 900 and encodes 299 amino acids. Gene Ontology annotation, biological process: central nervous system formation; innate immune response.